UGGCUGCUGGGCGGGCGGGGCGCAGGCCGCGGGGCCCGAGCCGGGGGGAGGGGGCGAGCGGAGGCGCCGAGGAUCCAGUUCACUCGCUGGGGAGACCUAUGGGCCGAAGCCGUGUAAAUGCGUUUUAAGGCGAGUGCGGGGAGUGGCUCGGGGAGCCUCCGGGGGCAGGCGUCCUCGGCUCCAGUGCUGACCUGCCCCUGGCCCCCUUGCCUCCUCUCAGCAGGGGCCUCGGCUCCGCAACUGCCACUCCUCCUUGGGGUGUUGCACAAGUUUCGAGGUCACCGGCGACCCCCCCUAGCAGCGCGCCUGGCUCUGGCCCCCGCGAAGGAGGACGGAGCUUGGGUGAUGUUGCUGCCUUCUUCGUGGCCGACCUGGGUGCUGUGGUGAGGAAGCACUUCUGCUUCCUGAAGUGCCUGCCUCGAGUCCGGCCCUUUUACACGGUCAAGUGCAACAGCAGCCCAGGUGUGCUGAAGGUCCUGGCCGAGCUGGGGCUGGGCUUCAGCUGUGCCAACAAGUUUGGCCAGGGAAGGCUUUGCUGAAAUUUGAAGACAGACCCGAAGGAAGCAAAGGAUCAAGCCAGGUGGAUAACUAGGGGAAGAGCUUCCAGGCAGAGGGCACAGCAAGUGCAAAGGCCCUGAGGCAGAGAUGGAGUUGGUCCAGCGUAUUGGCGUCCCUGCCAGUAAGAUCGUCUACGCCAACCCCUGUAAGCAAAUCGCACAGAUCAAGUACGCUGCCAAGCAUGGGGUCCGGCUGCUGAGCUUUGACAACGAGGCGGAGCUGGCUAAGGUGGUAAAGAGCCACCCCAGUGCCAAGCUGGUUCUGUGCAUUGCCACUGAUGAAUCUCACUCCCUGAGCCCCCUGAGCUUCAAGUUUGGAGCGUCGCUGAAAUCCUGCAGACACCUGCUUGAAAAUGCCAAGAGGAGCCACGUGGAGGUGGUGGGGGUGAGUUUUCACAUUGGCAGUGGCUGUCCUGACCUUCACGCCUACACUCAGUCCAUCGCAGACGCCCGGCUUGUGUUUGAAAUGGGCGCUGAGCUGGGCCAUGGGAUGCACAUCCUGGACCUUGGCGGUGGCUUCCCUGGAUUGGAGGGGGCCAAAGUGAGAUUCGAAGAGAUUGCUUCUGUGAUCAACUCAGCCUUGGACCUGUACUUCCCAGAGGGCUGUGGCGUGGACAUCCUUGCCAGGCUGGGGCGUUACUAUGUGACUUCGGCCUUCACCUUGGCAGUCAGCAUCAUUGCCAAGAAGGAGGUUCUUCUGGACCAGCCUGGAAGGGAGGAGGAAAAUGGCUCCACCCCCAAGACCAUCGUAUACCACCUCGGUGAGGGCGUGUAUGGAAUCUUCAACUCAGUCCUGUUUGACAACAUGUGCCCUACCCCCAUCCUGCAGAAGAAAUCAUCCGCGGAGCAGCCCCUGUACAGCAGCAGCCUGUGGGGCCCUGUGGCCGAUGGCCGUGACCGUGUGGCUGAGGGCCUGUGGCUGCCGCAACUACACGUAGGGGACUGGCUGGUCUUUGAGAACAUGGGCGCCUACACCGUGGGCAUGGCUUCCCCCCUUGGGGGGACCCAGACCUGCCGAGUCACCUAUGCCAUGUCCCGGGUGGCCUGGGAAGCACUUCGAGGGCAGCUGCUGCCUGCAGAACAGGAGGAGGAUGCUGAGGGCAUGUGCAAGCCUCUGUCCUGUGGCUGGGAGAUCACGGACACCUUGUGCGUGGGCCCUGUCUUCACCCCGGCGAGCAUCAUUACCUACCAGCACUCGCCACCCUCCAUUACAUGUUCUUCUGUGCAUCAUCUGUCAGCGCCUCCAGAAUGUGAGCUUGGCAGCAGGAACUUUACUUUUUUCACUGCUAGGUCUUCACUACUCAGAACAAAGAAGCGUUAUGUCUCGGAAAAUACGUGGGAUAUUCUUACAGAGGGACGUUACUUGUGGAGGGAUGACACCGAAAUUCAGCUCUACUGAGCGUCCUGCAUUGUAUUUACUACCGCUGGUAACCUUACUCUGUCUCGGUUUCGCUUUCCCCAUCUGUGAAACGGAGAUACUUCUGCAAGACCGGCCUCGGGGGCUCCAAAGGCGGAGCAGCUGCCCCCCCCGCCCCCGGGCGGUCCCUCUGCUAAGUCGUGCGCGAGCACGCUGGUCUCGGGAGAGUUUCACGCCGAGUGACUACGUGCAAGGAGCUCGGUUUUUCUCACUGAACAAGCGAGACCGCCGAGGGCGGAAACCACUCCCUCCGCCACCGCCUCACGGAACCUCAAACGCCGGGCUGCCAGCCGCGGCGGCGCGGAUUUCCGGUAGCGUGACGUCCCUUCCGUGCCAGACAGCCUCCUAGGCUUCGAGCCCUGCGCUCUCGCGCUCUCUGCCGGCCCGGAGGAGGAGCUGACCUUACCAAACGGAAGAGAGAGCGGAGUCCAUUGGUUGAAAGACCGACGCAGCUACCAGCCUCCACCAAUGGAAAACCGAACCUUCGCCGCGGGCGGGGCUCGCACAGGAAAAGGGUCAGCCCGGGACGAAAGCGGCGUGGGAAGGCGGCUACCUGGACUCGGCCGGGCGUGAAAGGCUCGAAGUAACACCGGAAGUGGGUUUGUUUCCACCAGCUACUUCCGCCUCACUUACAAAGUGGGAGGAUCCUAGAGGAAAAGGACCCGAUUGCUGUGGGGUGCUUGGAAGCUCGUCUCAGGUGUCCUCUCUGCCCACCCAUUUCAUACCCGGGAGAGACACCUGAUGAGUUCACGCGGAAAAUCAGGGACUUUGAACGAAUUCCUGACCUGGAGGCCAAGCUGUUUUUACGUUUUAAAAUAAUAAAGAGUACUAACUGUGUGCCUUGC
Molecule: messenger RNA, 2819 nt
Organism: Zalophus californianus (California sea lion)
Lineage: Eukaryota; Metazoa; Chordata; Mammalia; Carnivora; Otariidae
Gene: AZIN2
Product: antizyme inhibitor 2
Exons: 12
Coding region: 646-1956 (436 amino acids)
Biological process (GO): negative regulation of protein catabolic process; positive regulation of polyamine transmembrane transport; positive regulation of catalytic activity
Cellular component (GO): cytoplasm
Molecular function (GO): catalytic activity; ornithine decarboxylase activator activity
Source: RefSeq, a predicted model, not a curated record